GCUAGCGAGUGUAUAGCACAAAAAAGUACUACGUUCUACUUGUACCGAUCAUGCCAAGGUUGUACACGACGCCGACGGUGCUCUCCGGCGAGUCUGUCGUCUAUGUCGACGACGUCCUCGGCGGCGGCUACGGCGGCUUGGCAACCGUGGCGGGGGAGUCCUGCUCGCUGCUCGCCGCGUCGUGCGUGCUCGCCGCGUCCGUCAUCAUCUGGGAGGCGUGCGCCUUCGUCGCCUUGGCCGCCGUGCUCGUCGCCGGCGCCACCUGGUGCCUGACCGGCGUCGUCGCGGCCGCGGCGGGUCGUCCUGCUGCCGCUGGCACCGGCACGGCGUUUCCCACCGCCGCCGCGCGAGCCAGCAGAGUCGUGUGCUGCGGGCUUGCCGAAAUAGACAUCAGCGCGCUGCCCAAGUCCCCGUACCAGCAGCAGCACCGCCCCGCCGCGGCCGCGGGCGGCGGAGGAGACGGAGUGACGACGUGCGCCGUGUGCCUGGAGGACCUUCGCGGCGGCGAGAUGGUGCGGAGCCUGCCCGAGUGCCGGCACCUCUUCCACGUCGGCUGCAUCGACGCGUGGCUGCAGAUGCACGUCACGUGCCCGCUCUGCAGGUCCGAUCUCUCGCCGCGUCGACGGGUGACGACGGCCGCGCCGGUACCGGUAGGAUCGCAGGCUGAGUCAUGGUCGCCGCAGUAGUGCUACUGUAGUGCGAGCUGUAAUCUCUUCUUCUCCUACUUGCUUAAAAUAUUUGCAGAAAUCCACAGUCCAUUAGCGUUACCCCCUCUAUAGUCUAUACUGCAACGCGCGCGUUGACAGCCCAAUCGGCCAACCCCAUGCCAGUCCGCAUGGACCAGCAUCCUCGA
Messenger RNA from Sorghum bicolor (sorghum), 853 nucleotides. RefSeq names its product probable E3 ubiquitin-protein ligase ATL45. NCBI's taxonomy places the organism in Eukaryota, Viridiplantae, Streptophyta, Magnoliopsida, Poales, Poaceae. The record is from RefSeq and is a predicted model, not a curated record. Bases 51 to 686 code for a protein of 211 amino acids. The transcript has a single exon.